Molecule: messenger RNA, 1552 nt
Organism: Leptonychotes weddellii (Weddell seal)
Lineage: Eukaryota; Metazoa; Chordata; Mammalia; Carnivora; Phocidae
Gene: FAM222A
Product: family with sequence similarity 222 member A
Source: RefSeq, a predicted model, not a curated record
CCAGGCGGCGCGAGGCUGAGCCCUGGGAGCCCCUGCGCGCCGCCAGGGGCCAUGGGCGCGUGAGAGCCCGGCGCGCGCCGCCCCUGCUGCAGCUCGAGAGCUCGCACGCCCGGUGUACCGUGCUCCGGACCGUUCCCACGUCCGCCCUGCGCCACCCGGACCGGUUAUUUCGCGGCGCAGAGGCCCCCGGGACUGCAUCCGAGCCUCCGCCGCCCGCUGCCGCCGCCGCGGCUGCCGCUGCUCUCCAGCUUCCCCUCCCCCCACACCCAGGGCUCGGAGGAGGAGGGGCCGGUGCGUUCUCACCGCCUCUCUUUGCAACCUGCGGGGGCCGGUGUAUGCCCGGCGAGGAGCCGGGGCCGCUGCAGGUGCGUGCAACCCCAGAGGAGACGACCCCCUCCCAUCCCCAGGCGGACCGGGGGGCUGCGAGCCGCGGGCGGGCGGUCGAGCGAGAGCAAGCAACAAAGACAGGCUGCAGCUGGGGCCGGCGAGAGGGGCCGCGGCCGCCGGGCUCCUGGCGCGGGCGGAGAGGGCGCCCCGGGGAGCGGCGCGGGCCGAGCUGCAGCCCUGAGCGGGACCCCGAGGGGAGGCGCAGCGCCGCCCGCCGGACGCCGUGAGCACAGGCCCCGGCGAGGAUGCGCCGCCUGAGCGCCCGCACGGCCCAGGUCCCGGGCGGGCACGACCCACGCUGAGCGGACAGACCCGCCACCCCCGACUUCGGACGGCGCGGGUCGGAGCCUGGAUCACCCUCACCGACAGCGUCCCUUUCCACCCGGAGAGAGGCAUCGGCCCCCAAGGGGGGCUCCCUCAGGCAGCCUCUGCCACCUCUGCAUGGCUGCGACCCGGCGAGCGGAGAGUCGUCGCCGCUGAGACCUGGUGCCCUUCAACGGCCUGGCUGAUCUGGGACCCUGCUGCUCGGUGUGCCCCACCGCGGGCCCCCAGCUCCGCCAUGCUGGCCUGUCUCCAGAGGACCCAGAACCCACCGGGCCAACACCUGGCCUGCCCGAGCAAGAGCCUGGAGCUCCGAAAGUGCGAGACGGCGGCCAGCUCCAUGCAUUCGUCCCGCUACCCGAGCCCGGCCGAGCUGGACGCCUACGCCGAGAAGGUGGCCAACAGCCCGCUGUCCAUCAAGAUCUUCCCCACCAACAUCCGGGUGCCGCAGCACAAGCACCUCGGCCGCACCGUCAACGGCUAUGACAUGAGCGGCCAGCGCUACAGCCCGUACCCGCAGCACGCCGCCGGCUACCAGGGCCUGCUGGCCAUCGUCAAGGCCGCCGUCUCCUCCUCGGGCCCCGCCGCAGCCGCCGGGCCCGCCAAAAGCGUGCUCAAGAGCGCCGAGGGCAAGCGGACCAAGCUGUCGCCGGCCGCCGUGCAGGUGGGCAUCGCGCCCUACCCGGCGCCCAGCACUCUGGGGCCCCUGGCCUACCCCAAGCCCCCCGAGGUGCCCGUGGUGUUCAGGGUCUCUGAAGACCUCAGCCACUCAUGGCCACAGCCCCAGUUCCUGCACAGCUCUUCCUGUGGACUAUUAGCCCUGUCUGGGGUAGGGGUGCAGUGA